CCCUGCGCUAUUGUCUGUCUCACACUUCACCAUCAAAGCUGAGAACAGGACAGGUCACACUUCACCAUCACACUGAGAGCAGGACAGGUCACCCCUCUGCCUCGGAUACUUCUCCAAUUGUACAGCAUUUUCAUUUGUUUUGGGACAUUGUAUGGGGACAUGGACUCAUCUCCAACUUAGACCAUUUUUGAGGUCUGAAAACAUCUGAGAAAAGUAGAUUUGGGAGUCAACUAUCCCUAAGGUUUCUUUUUGUCAGGAGGACUUUGAGAGUUUGUUUGCACCCUGAUUGUUUCUUUGGACCCUUGACGACGUGAUGGUCCAGGGCGUGUCUGAGAUCGCGGCGCUGUGCGUUGGCCUGGUGGGUCUGAUCGGAGCAGCCGCCGUCACCGGGAUGCCCAUGUGGAAGGUGACAGCGUUCAUCGGAGAGAACAUCAUCGUCAUGGAGACGCGCUGGGAGGGCCUGUGGAUGAACUGCUAUAGACAGGCCAACAUCAGGAUGCAGUGUAAGGUGUACGACUCUCUGCUCUAUCUCCCUGCAGACCUGCAGGCUGCCAGGGGCUUGAUGUGCUGCUCUCUGGCUCUCUCAGCGAUGGGUCUACUGGGGGCUCUAGCAGGGAUGCGCUGUACCUCCUGCAUCCAGGACAACGACCGCGUUAAGAGCCUCAUCCUCGUGGUGGCUGGAGGCAUGCAGUUACUGGCCUCUAUCUGUGUGUUCAUCCCAGUCUCCUGGACGGCUCACGCCAUAAUCCGUGACUUCUACAACCCCCUGCUGAUCGACGCCCAGCGCAGGGAGCUGGGAGAUGCUCUCUACAUCGGCUGGGUGACCGGAGCCUUCCUCUUAACCUCUGGGUUUCUCUUCCUCUGUCGCCGCGUCCACUCCAACAAAGCCUCGUUCGAUAUCUACCACCCAGCCAACAGGAUCAACAAACCCACUCUGAUGCACUAUCAUCCCAUCUCCAGUAUUCUUAGCAUGAGGGCUCACCGCCAGCCCGGUCUGAACCAACAACAGAGUCACAGCUUCGAUUCAUACCAACACCACCAAGCUCCGAUUCUUCAUAACGUUCCUUUUGGACAACAAGGGGUCGUUAUGAACCCUCCUGCUGCUGUGUCCGACUCUAGCUUGGUGGAGAACGUUGUUGGGCCAUUGGUCUAUCACCGUGGCAACGGACGCCGUGUUGACGGACACCGUCCCUCCACCUCGGACAGCUCCAAAUACGUCAGCAGCCUGUCCACUGCGGCUAACUCCUUAUACGUCAGCCAACAGACUCCGUACUCCUAUAGCCACGUGACCGCUCCGUACACCACAUACACCGGUAGUCAACAGACAAAUCCAUACUCCUACAGUCAUCCGGGAAACCUGUCCGUUUCACACAACUCCAGUUUCCAAGCCGUACCUCAGAAUCCUGUUUUUAUCGGGUAUAAUGGCUCCAGAGUUCAACCAUCGCAGUAUCACCACAGUGGAAGCAGUGUUGGUGUGUACAUCUGAAUGGACUGCAAAGAGACCAGUUAUCUUCUGAUACUCACUGUACCUUAACACAUGCAUUUCCUGUAUAUGAUUAUUAGAAUCACAUGGUAUCUUUUUUUUUUUUUUUUUAAAGUUAAAUGUCUGUUUUGGUAUUCUGGUAAAACUGUAAUGUGUUCAGUGUUUUGGACAGUUAUAGCUGUGUAGAAUCUAGAAACUCUAUUCUACGUUUUUCUUCUGUUAUGUGAUUAUUCAUGUACCAUAUGGGUGUGUUUGUCUCCUGCUGCUGGCAGUUUUAUAUAAGCAGCUUACCUUUUGUCACCUUGACCUUACCUGUCAUGUGACCUCAGUAAACAAGAAGUUUGGUUUCUCCAAUAAAGAACAUCAUGUUUGAUUCUGCAUAUGGGAGAGCCACUUCAAUACGAGGUGAUUUUCGUAGCAGGUUAGGAGAGCAGCAUUUUCGCAAACCCUUUCAUAAACUUAACUUCAGUCUCCUAACCUGCUGUGUUUAUUCUCCUAACCUGCUGUGUUUAUUCUCCUAACCUGCUGUGUUUAUUCUCCUAACCUGCUGUGUUUAUUCUCCUAACCUGCUGUGUUUAUUCUCCUAACCUGCUGUGUUUAUUCUCCUAACCUGCUGUGU
This is a messenger RNA of Salmo salar (Atlantic salmon), 2102 nucleotides long. RefSeq names its product claudin-like protein ZF-A89. Lineage: Eukaryota; Metazoa; Chordata; Actinopteri; Salmoniformes; Salmonidae. The record is from RefSeq and is a predicted model, not a curated record. Gene Ontology annotation, molecular function: structural molecule activity. Gene Ontology annotation, cellular component: bicellular tight junction; membrane.